This is a messenger RNA of Vicia faba (fava bean), 1074 nucleotides long. The record is from the annotation of a GenBank genome assembly. NCBI's taxonomy places the organism in Eukaryota, Viridiplantae, Streptophyta, Magnoliopsida, Fabales, Fabaceae.
AUGGCUUCAUCAAUCAAUGGAAGAAAACCAAGUGAAAUUUUCAAAGCACAAACUCUCUUAUACAAACACAUAUACGCCUUCAUAGAUUCCAUGUGCCUUAAAUGGACAGUUGAAAUGAACAUACCAAACAUCAUCCAUGAUCAUGGCAAACCUAUUACUCUUUCAAACCUAGUUUCAGUUCUUCAAGUUCCAUCAUCCAAAUCGGGUAACGUGCGGCGUCUCAUGCGAUACCUUGCACACAAUGGAUUCUUCGAGAUUGCAACGAACGGAGAGAUAGAAAAUGAAGAAGAAGCUUAUGCUCUAACUGUUGCAUCAGAGCUUCUUGUUAAAGGAAGUGAUAUUUGUUUAGCACCAAUGGUUGAGUGUGCUCUUGAUCCAACGCUUUCGGGUUCGUUUCAUGACCUGAAAAAGUGGAUUUAUGAGGAAGAUAUUACACUCUUUGCUGUUACUUUAGGAUUUGGUUUUUGGGAUUUUCUUGAUAAAAAUCCUGAUUAUAAUAGAUCUUUUAACGAGGCAAUGGCUAGUGAUUCUAAAAUGAUAAACUUGGCUUUGAGAGAUUGUGGUUUUGUGUUUCAAGAAUUGGAAUCAAUUGUGGAUAUUGGUGGUGGAACUGGAACAACUGCUAAGAUUAUCUGUGAGACAUUUCCUAACUUGAAAUGUAUUGUGUUAGAUAGGCCACAGGUUGUUGAGAAUUUAUCUGACACCAACAAUUUGAGUUUUGUUGGUGGGGACAUGUUCACAUUUAUUCCUAAUGCUGAUGCUGUUCUUCUUAAGUGGAUUUUACAUGAUUGGACUGAUGAGGAUUGCAUAAAGAUAUUGAAAAAAUGUAAACAGGCAGUUACAAGUGAUGGAAAAACAGGAAAAGUGAUUGUGAUAGAUAUGGUGAUAAAUGAAAAGAAAGAUGAGAAGAACAUUACUCAAAUGAAGCUUGUUAUGGAUGUAAACAUGGCAAGUGUUAAUGGGAAAGAGAGAAAUGAGAAGGAAUGGAAGAAACUUUUUGUUGAAGGUGGCUUUCAAGACUAUAAGAUAUCUCCUUUGACUGGAUUUUUGUCUCUUAUUGAGAUCUAUCCUUAA